CACACACACACACACACACACAAUAACACCAUGUUUAAUUGUGUAACACGCUACACAUAUUUAUGGUCUGUAAAUGAUAUCUAGGUUGGGCCUGAGAGGAACAGGAAGUGAGAAUCAUACUAAAGGGAGCUGGACUCUCGUAACAGACAUGCACACGCAUAGACACCUGUCACACACGCAUGGCUCCCGCAUGGCGACUCUUCCUCUCCAUCAUCAUCCUCACACUUCCCCCUGUAUUACCAGGUGCUGAUGCUGACGCUGUGUCCACAGUGAGUAAUGUAGCAGUACAGAGCGGAAGAUCUGUCACCAUCCCAUGUCACUAUGAUAGGAAAUAUGAAAAGCAUGUGAAAUACUGGUGUUGGGGGAAAAAUUGGAAUUUCUGUCGUAUUGUAGUGCGCACUGACUCUCCAAAAGUUAAAGGUGAAACGUCAAUCACUGAUGACCCCGACAAUCAUGUGUUCACUGUUACCAUGGCGAAGCUGAAGACAGAGGACUCUGGAUAUUACUGGUGUGCUGUAGAGAUCAGGAAUAAUUUGACUCCAGAUAAGCGCAAAUAUCUGUAUCUGUCUGUCACCGCAGGCACUCCUGGACUCUGGGUUGACCAGCAGGAGGUGACCGGUGUGGAAGGGGGCUGUGUCAGUGUGCAGUGCCACUAUAAUGAAUCGAGCAGCAUGAAGAAGUGGUGCAGGGCUGAGGGCUCCUGUGUGGAAGUGAAUUCUAAUAAAUCUGAAAGAGCAGAGAUCAAAGAUGACCUCUUUAAAAAUGUCUUCAAUGUGACGAUGAGGGAGCUGAACAGGGAGGACGCAGGCUGGUAUUGGUGUGCUGCUGGAGAACUACAGAUCCCUGUUCACAUCAAUGUCACUGAGGAGACUACAACUCCCACUGUCACCAGACUGGUCCUGAUGACAUCCGAGGCACUGUUGCUGCUGGUGGUGGCUGUUGCCGUGGUCAUCUGGAGGCUGUGGAAGAAACACGGAGAGAGCGCCCAGGCGAACGCACGAGCGAGAGAGGGCGGGACGAACGAGCUGACGACCGUCCACCCUGAAGAGGAAGUGACCUACAGCACAGUGUUGUGUCAGUCAUGUACUGCUCAGUCAUCCUGCAAAAUCCACAGUAGGGGGCAGCCACGCGACUAAAGAUGAUAGUCCCAACAGGAAUUCUGUCGACGCGCACAAGGAAAAAUGGGCCGUGUUCCAGAACGUCAAGCCCUUGCCCCCCAAUUCAAAUGUUUGACUCUGCUGACCUCUGCUGGACGAAAAAGACACCUUCAGUUUCAUCAAUAGAUGAUAUACAUUGAUGCCCUCUGCUGGACCUCUGCUCAAAUCUUUGCUAGGAGCAAAAAAAAAAACAAAAAAAAAAAACAUGGUGUAUGUUACUGGAACUAAAGAGAAAAACAGGAGAGAUCAAUAUUUACGAUGUACGUUACAUUACAUUCCAUUGCAAUAAUUUGCUGGACACGGAUGUGCGUCGCCCUCAGGAAUACAAGAAUGUGGUUUCCCCAAAAUGGUACCGGGGCCCAUUCAUAAUCACAAAAUGUAAUGUAAACCCAGAAGACAAUAAUUUGUGUCGUAGCAGUUAAUAUAUUUUUAUUUAAAAAAUAAUAAAAGCAUGACCAUGUCCCAAA
This is a messenger RNA of Anguilla anguilla (European eel), 1624 nucleotides long. Its product is annotated as polymeric immunoglobulin receptor-like. The transcript is spliced from 7 exons. The record is from RefSeq and is a predicted model, not a curated record. Bases 180 to 1136 code for a protein of 318 amino acids. Lineage: Eukaryota; Metazoa; Chordata; Actinopteri; Anguilliformes; Anguillidae.